Messenger RNA from Mus musculus (house mouse), 2850 nucleotides. RefSeq names its product FK506 binding protein 8 (gene Fkbp8). The record is from RefSeq and is a predicted model, not a curated record. Gene Ontology annotation, molecular function: peptidyl-prolyl cis-trans isomerase activity; protein folding chaperone; calmodulin binding. Gene Ontology annotation, cellular component: mitochondrial membrane; protein-containing complex; mitochondrial envelope. The transcript is spliced from 9 exons. The coding region runs from base 1264 to 2475 and encodes 403 amino acids. Lineage: Eukaryota; Metazoa; Chordata; Mammalia; Rodentia; Muridae. Gene Ontology annotation, biological process: regulation of mitophagy; protein localization to mitochondrion; signal transduction.
GCCCCGCAGGUGAGGGUCGCAGGGCAGGGACGCAGGGCUCCGGGGCUUCCUGGGGCUUAAGGAGAGGGCCUGAUAGGACGUAGGGUUCUACAGCUGGGUUGGGGGCCUCCGCAGAGAGGCCUGGGGCCAGCGAGAUGGUGCAAGAGUCCAUAUUGGUGUUCCCACUACUCUUUCGCUUUUAUUUAAUUUGAGACUGGGUCUCCAGUAUUCUAAGCUAGUCUUCAAGUGGGUGUGUAGCUCAGGCUGGCCUUGAACUCCUGGCCUUCCUGUCCGAAGAGCUGGAUGACAGGCGUGCCUUGCCACACCUGGUUUACAGGGGUGCUAAUUCUAAAGCGUCGUGCUUGCUAGGAGAACGCUCUUCCAACGAAUUACAAUCCUAGCUUAUGCUUUCAAUUUCUUGAGUCAGGAUUUCAUGUAACUCAUGAAUUCCAUGGCCUCGAAUACCUGGUCAUCCUUCCUCCACCUCCCGAUUGCUGGAAUGAAAGGCAUUUGCUGAUACAUGGUUUCUGCAGCGUUGGGGUUAGAACCCCGGGUCUUGUGCUUGGUAGACAAGUGCCCUGUUGCCUGAGCUAUCUCCCCAGUGCCCUACUACGAUUAAAAGCUGGAAGCAGACUUGGUGAUAGAGGCAGGUUGGAGCCAUCGUCUCUGUUGUUGGGAGAUUCAGCAAGAGACAUUAAGUUUCUAGCACCAAUCCUUUAUUGCUGGAUCCUUUAGCAGAGAAGGUGGCCAGAGUCAGGAACCUCUACUAAAAGUUCACCUUUUUCAAAUGAAUAAGUUAUAAAACUUAUAAAGAUUGCUGUCCCAAGGCCUCAGUGACAGUCCCCACUGCCUCAAUUACCCCAACACCCUUUUCUUGACAUUCAGCUCAAUAACUUUCGAUCUUGACCCUCUUGUUAAUUGGCUUGUUUUCUGACUUUGGCUAAGUGGCUUUGUCUUUUUUUUUUUUUUUUUUUUGGUGGUUUAUCGAGACAGGGUUUCUCUGUAUAGUCCUGGCUGUCCUGGAACUCACUUUGUAGACCUUGAACUCAGAAAUCCACCUGCCUCUGCCUCCUGAGUGCUGGGAUUAAAGGCGUGUGCCACCAUGCCUGGCUGGGCUUUGUCUUUCUGUGCUUGUUGGAUCUUUCCUGUGUAAGCUAGGGUUUCCCUACUUUCUGUGCUUAUAAAGAUUCCAUAAUAACAGCUAACCCAGCUGCAGUCUGUGGCUCAGCGUGUGAGGUCUGUGUUCCUUUCAACAAGCCAGGGCCAGUUCCUGAUCCCAGCAGCAUGGCGUCUUGGGCUGAGCCCUCUGAGCCUGCUGCCCUGCGACUUCCUGGGGCCCCACUGCUGGAGGGCUUUGAGGUGCUCGAUGGGGUUGAUGAUGCAGAGGAGGAAGAUGACCUAAGUGGGCUGCCACCACUAGAGGACAUGGGACAGCCUACAGUGGAGGAGGCUGAGCAGCCUGGAGCCCUGGCUCGGGAGUUCCUGGCAGCCACAGAGCCUGAGCCAGCCCCAGCCCCAGCCCCGGAAGAGUGGCUGGACAUUCUGGGGAACGGAUUGCUGCGGAUGAAGACACUGGUCCCAGGCCCGAAAGGCUCUAGCCGCCCACUCAAGGGCCAGGUGGUGACCGUUCACCUGCAGAUGUCCCUGGAGAAUGGCACCCGUGUACAGGAAGAGCCUGAACUGGCCUUCACGCUGGGAGACUGCGAUGUUAUCCAGGCCCUGGACCUCAGUGUCCCGCUCAUGGAUGUGGGCGAGACAGCCAUGGUUACCGCUGACUCCAAGUACUGCUACGGCCCCCAGGGCAGCAGGAGCCCAUACAUCCCCCCCCACGCAGCCCUGUGCCUGGAAGUCACCCUGAAGACGGCAGAGGAUGGACCCGACCUGGAGAUGCUGAGUGGGCAGGAGCGCGUGGCCCUGGCCAACCGCAAGCGGGAGUGUGGCAAUGCCCACUACCAGCGUGCCGACUUUGUGCUGGCCGCCAAUUCCUAUGACCUGGCCAUCAAGGCUAUCACCUCCAACACCAAAGUGGACAUGACUUGUGAGGAGGAAGAGGAGCUGCUACAGCUGAAGGUCAAGUGUCUGAACAACCUUGCGGCCUCACAGCUGAAGCUGGACCACUACCGAGCAGCUCUGCGCUCCUGUAGCCAGGUGCUGGAGCACCAGCCGGACAACAUCAAGGCACUGUUCCGCAAGGGCAAGGUGCUGGCUCAGCAAGGUGAAUAUAGUGAGGCCAUCCCAAUCCUGAGGGCUGCCCUGAAGCUGGAACCUUCCAACAAGACGAUCCACGCAGAGCUCUCAAAGCUGGUAAAGAAGCGUGCUGCACAGCGGAGCACAGAGACCGCCCUGUACCGAAAGAUGCUAGGCAACCCCAGCCGGCUGCCUGCCAAGUGUCCGGGAAAGGGGGCCUGGUCCAUCCCGUGGAAAUGGCUGUUUGGGGCGACUGCCGUGGCCCUGGGGGGCGUGGCUCUCUCUGUGGUCAUUGCUGCCAGGAACUGACUGUCCCCCUGCUCACCUGGACCCCAACCUGUGCUCCCUAACUCCCCCAGGCUCCCUGUCCAUUGCCCUCCCUGGCUGAGAUGCCUCCUAUGGGUUUGGGGAGCAAGGAUUGAGGGUCAAAUAACCCAAGAAGCAGGAAGGACUGAGACCCUGAGGGGGGACAUGGGGUGCAGCCCAGAGGGAGGGACCCUGUUCUUCUAGACCCAGUUGUUUCUAUCCCACAACCCUGUCCUCUGGGGUCAGGCCUCGGCUGUGACAGCCUCAGUUUUCCCUCUCAGUAGGCCUGGGGCAGCACUACCAUUCCUUCCUGCCCGUCUGCACCCUCUGUCCAGGCUUCCCCACAGUGAAUUAAAUAAAGCCUCACCCCACACCCUA